Molecule: messenger RNA, 1398 nt
Organism: Klebsormidium nitens
Lineage: Eukaryota; Viridiplantae; Streptophyta; Klebsormidiophyceae; Klebsormidiales; Klebsormidiaceae
Source: the annotation of a GenBank genome assembly
CACUGCACAUGAAGCUGCAGUGCAGCCCGACAGAAGGGACGUGGGCAGGUACUACUACUACGACGUGCAACCUGCGCCUUGCAGCAAUGUGCAGGGCAGCUCUCGACUUCUGCACAGAACGUACAAACAACGCUGUGCUAGCAGGCAAGGGGAACAGUGAGCUACAUUGCGGGAAUUGAAUGGCGCCCGGGGAGGAACAGGGGGCAUCCGCCAGUCAGCCUGGCGGGUUUCGUUUCCCGUGGACAUUUGACAAGCGGGAAGCAGGUGGAGAGGCAGUCGAGGUGGAGGCUGUCCCGGUGACAGUCAUCAGAGUUCCGGCGCAAACCACAGUGGUCACGCCUCCUGCAGUGAGGCCCGCUGUGGGAGGCGCCCCCCGGAGACGGUGGGGUAAGCUAACGACGCAGUAUGAUAGCGACACAAAUGUGUUUCAAAACAAGCUGAGCACGCGGCUGUGGCAUGACCGCAUCAAGCUGAAAGCGUCGUGGGACUUUUUGCCGGAGGAGCGCCGCUUUGAGGGCCCCACCCUGGGCGUGUUCACCAAGGUCUUCUCCGCGCAGCUCAACGUCCCGGAGGAGGCGCCCUUCCUCACCUUCACCCAGCCGCUGGGCCGCAACCUCAAGCUGCGCUACGAGCACGAUGUCAAGGAACAUGAGGGGGCGCUGGUGGCGCAGGCGGAGAGCCAGAGCAAGGGCCUGCGGGGCAACGGCGUGUUUGCCGUCAAUGAAAAGACACUGAUCACGGGCAGCGUGGCGUGUCCGCUUGGGCAGCUGAGCUAUCAGCACUUUGACGACGCGGUGCCGGCGGGGGUCACGGCGGCGCUCAAGCUGCCGCUGCUGCGCGGGACGCUCCUGGCUGAGGGCCACAGCGCGCUGCGGACGCUGGACCUCACGUAUCGCUACAAGGAUGACGACGUGACGGUGAUCCCUUCGGUGCUGCUGCCCACCCUCCAGAGCAGCUGCGUCUUCAAGCGGCGCUUCAACAACGGCCACAAAGUCAGCUUCCGCUACUUCCCGGGCACCACCGAGUUCGACACUCAGUACAAGUACAGCCGGCGGUCACUGCUGUACAAGGCCGGGUACACGUCCAGCCAGGGCGUCUUCUGGGCGGGCCUGUGGGCUGGCAAGAAGGACGACCCCGUGACGAAAGAGAAGAGGAGGUUGAAGUGGCAACUAAUGCUGCAAGUCGACCAGAAAAAUCCGGAAAAUGCUUCUUUAUUGUUUGGGUUCAAAAAGAGGUUCGACAUCGGCUGGUUCUGAACAGGUGUUGAGCAAAACGUGUUGCGAACGGCCUCGUUCAGGGCCAUGCUUACUUUUGCCCUCCGCUUGCUCCUGCCAUCCUUUCUCUGGAGCUUCGCGUCCCCAAUCUUGCACUCCUGCAUGGUUACAACGCGUGCUUGAC